UUUUACUCUACCCUUUCCAUUUUUUUUAAAAAAAUAAUUCCCUCGAUUUUUUUAAGUCAAUUAUUACAUACUUAAAAAAAAAAUAUUUUUUUUUUCCUUAAAAAAAAUGAAUGUAAACGAUAAUUAUUUGGUGGAUCUUAUAGAUCGUGAACUUGUCUGUAAGCUCCCUUACGAUAAUAAUGCGCUUUCGGUUGCAGAUUGGGCAAGAAGUCGUAAUAUCGAUAUAUUAAACGGAUUGGGUCUUGUUACAUUAAAUGUCGAAAUUGAAGCUCAGAGACUGAGGUUAAAGGAUCAACGGAUGAUUCAUUUAACAUCAAAAUAUAUUUGGACAUCUUAUAUAACACCUUCUCAAAAAGAGAAAUUUAAAGCUUUAGCUAAAAAAGCCAAUGAUAUAAAUAAUAAUAUAAGACAAAUUAAUGCCGAAAAUUUAAAUAGAAUAUUUCGGUUAAAUACGCAAGAUACAGAUAUUCCCUUAAUAAAUGGGAUUAAUUUUUAUGAUGAUAAUGGGGGUUUCGAAUCAUUGUUUAUGCCUGCCGGAAAUGGUUCUUCAUCAUUUUAGAUAUGAUGAAUUUUUUUUCGUUUUCCUGAAAUCCUUCAUUAAUAUGAUCUCAUGAUCAUUUUUUUCAGUUUUUUUCUAUUAAGAAUUGUUACAUAGAUAUUUUAAAAAGUAAUAGAUAUUUAAAUAGUAACAUAGAUAUUAUUUAAUUAGUAAUAACAAU
Molecule: messenger RNA, 719 nt
Organism: Rhizophagus irregularis DAOM 181602=DAOM 197198
Lineage: Eukaryota; Fungi; Glomeromycota; Glomeromycetes; Glomerales; Glomeraceae
Source: RefSeq, a predicted model, not a curated record